UUUUUAAAGUUAUCAAGGAAUUUGGGUCACACUCAUUUGAUGAUACAGUUUUUUUGUUUAUGAUAUUGGUGAAGAAAUCUUGAAGCUUUUCUAUUGUGGAUACCCGAGAUUUGUUUUGGGUACAUCAAUCUUCCAUCAAAACACACACAUUUUAGUAGCUUUUGCAUCAUUUGUCUUAACUUUCACUGUUGAAACUUAAGCUGCCAAUUGUGCUACCAGAAGCCGAGUUUCUCUGUAUAAUAGCAGCACUGCAGCAGUUUUUUUUAUAUAGUUUUCGGUACUUUUCGGUAUUUGGUGCCAGAAUGAUGCAUUUUUGUAAAGUUGUAAAUUUGUGAUGUAUGUUGUGUUCCGUUGGAAAUUGUUUAUAAUGUGGUGAAGUGCAUGUAAAUGUUUGCUUUUGUUGAUGCUGACGGUACAAAGAGUAACAUUGUCACGAUGGACCGGAGGUAGAAUAAAUAAGGCCGCGAAUAAAGUGAUGGAUAAUGAAGUGAAUGAGAUUAAUGAUAUUGAUAGAGCACGGCUACAGAACAAAGAGGAUGUUAAUGUUCAUGAAAACAAACCUGACUCAUUUCCAAAUUUCUUGGAUGGUAAUAACAAUGCUUGGGUCAGUACAUCAGAACGUGCAUGCACCAGUCCACUUUGUUCAGAGUCUCCCGGGGUCAUGGUUGAAGAAUUAACAAUAAGAAAUUUAAAUAGCGGGAAGUUAGAAAUAGUCGGUGCAUCCAAUCCUGGUGCUAGGGACGAUUCCGACUCUCUUUCUUUCUCAGAAUUUCUAGACAAAAAACAAGAAGACCGAAAUAAAAAUGAAACAGCUGACAAUUUGUCACUAGAAGAAAGACAAUUGUCUCCUGGAGGUAUUCGAACAAAGAUUCUUUCAAAAUCCGGGUUUUCUGAGUUUUUUGUGAAAAACACACUAAAGGGUAAAGGUGUUGUUUUCAGAGGUCCAGCUCAAGACGGGGCCGGUGUUCAAAUUCGUGGUCAAAGUGAUUCUCGGGACAUUCCCAUUCCCGAGCCUAGGACUAGUGUUUCUUCUCACAGUGAAGGUAUAAGUUUGAGAGAAUGGCUGAAUGGUGGCAGGAAUAAUGUUGAUAAAUCAAGAAGCCUCUAUAUUUUCAAGCAGAUAUUAGAUUUGGUGGAUUCAUCACAUUCUCAAGGGGUGGCCUUACAAGCUUUAAGACCAUCAUGCUUUAGAUUGUUACCAUCAAAUAAUGUUUUGUUCCUUGGUUCACCUGCUCAGAAAGAAGUCCCAGAAAUACAUCAUUUGGAUAACCGAGAUGGCAAAAAGAGAAAAUAUGGGGAAAACUGGAAAUCUUUUGGCAGGUGGCCACAGUUCCCAAAUCGUUCUGGUUCAGUCCAUGGAACUUCACAUAGCGUCAAACGCCAAAUUGGUGGUCCACGAGCUUCUGGUCAUGGAUCUGAUGAAGAGAAUGUUGUUAGUGGUGGUAAUUUGCUAGAAGAGCAGUGGUAUGCUAGUCCCGAGGAACUUAGAGAGAGGAGCUCUACAUUGUCGUCAAAUAUAUAUGCUUUGGGGGUUCUUCUUUUUGAGCUUCUUGGAUCAUUUCAAUCUACGAGAGAACAUGCAGUUGCAAUGAUGCAUUUACGCCAAAGGAUCCUUCCUCCUAGUUUCCUUUCCGAAAAUCCUAAGGAAGCUGGAUACUGUCUUUGGCUGCUACAUCCCGAGGCACCGGCACGGCCAACAACUAGGGAUAUUUUAAAAUCCAAGCUUGUAAGUGAAAUAGUAGACAUAUCGGCAGACAAGCUGUUAGCAUCCAUUGCUCAAGAGGAUAUUGAUUCGGAUUUAUUAUUGCAUUUUCUAGAGUCUUUACAAGAACACAAGCAAAAAUGUGCCACAAAAUUGUUCAAAGAUAUUAAUUGCAUAGAAUCCGAUAUCACAGAGAUUGAGUCAAGACGUUCAAUUAAUAUGACGGUUGAUGCUAAUAAUACAAUAUCUCCCUUGUCGACUAUCGUUAAAUCAAAUUUAGUAAAAAGCAAUUUAGAACAUCUUGAAAGUGCUUACUUUUUGGUGAGAUCCAGCAUUGAGGUUCCUGUGAGUGAUGCAAUGGUUAUUUCUGAUCACAAAGUUUUAACAAGUCGAGAAAGUUAUAAGGGGACACAACAUGUUGAGGCAGGAAAAGAACCAGUUGAUCGUCUCGGGAUAUUUUUCAAUGGUUUGUGCAAGUAUGCCCGAUUUAGUAAGUUUGAAGUGCGUGGUAAUUUAAGGAGCGGUGAUUUUAGCAGUUCUGCUAAUGUCAUAUGUUCUCUUGGUUUUGAUCGGGAUGAGGAUUACUUUGCAACUGCUGGAGUGUCGAAGAAAAUUAAAGUAUAUGAUUAUCAUUUGCUAUUGGAUGACUCGGUUGACAUUCAUUAUCCUGCUGUUGAGAUGCCAAAUAACUCGAAACUUACAUGCAUUUGUUGGAAUAGUUAUAUCAAGAAUUAUCUUGCUUCUACAGACUACGAUGGCAUAGUAAAGUUAUGGGAUAUAGGAAGUGGUCAAACAGUUUCUCAUCACAUCGAGCAUGAAAGGAGAGCAUGGUCAGUUGAUUUUUCCAAAGUGGAUCCUACAAAGUUAGCAAGUGGAAGUGAUGAUUGUUAUGUGAAACUUUGGAGCAUUAAUGAGAAGAACAGUUUAUCAACAAUCAGAACCAUUGCAAAUGUUUGUUGUGUUCAGUUCUCUCCUUACUCUGCUCAUUUGCUAUCUUUUGGCUCUUCUGAUUACCGGACUUAUUGCUACGAUAUGCGAAAUAUUUCCACCCCGUUGUGUAUACUGGCCGGUCAUGACAGAGCUGUUAGCUAUGUGAAAUUCUUGGAUGCUGAAACCAUUGCUUCUGCAUCCACUGAUAACACGCUAAAGCUUUGGGAUCUAAAGAAAGCCAGUUUUGGUUGCUUAUCGACCGACGCUUGCGUCUUAACAUAUAAGGGGCACACGAACGAGAAGAAUUUUGUUGGUUUGUCUGUUGCUGAUGGAUACAUUGCAUGCGGUUCAGAAACGAACGAGGUUUUCGCCUAUUACCGAUCACUGCCCAUGCCAAUUACCUCUCACAAGUUUGGCUCAAUUGAUCCAGUUUCUGGCAAAGAAACUGACCAUGCAAACAACCAGUUUGUUUCAAGUGUGUGUUGGCGGCAGAAAUCGGACAUGGUAAUUGCCGCCAACUCUAGCGGCUGCCUGAAGUUAUUACAAAUGGUUUAAGCCAAUUGCAGCCAAAAGUGUAUAUAGUGGUCGAGACUAAAAGUAAACGUUCAAUUCUGAUAGGUGCAGCCUCAGGCUAACCCGAUCACAUGUACAUUGAGACAAGGUCCAGAAUUUUGCAGAUUUUUCCAAUACCCUAAAAAGCGGCACUGAUAGAGUGGUUAUAUGUGCAUACUGCAUAAUCUUUUUUUUUUCUAUAUAUGAAAUUUGCAAGUAAAGUUCUUAUAUGUAAGUUAUGAUAGAUGUUUAUAAGUAUACCAGAUAGCUUUCAAAUGAGAAAAGGUUCUGUUUUUGCA
Erigeron canadensis is the source of this 3483-nucleotide messenger RNA. Its product is annotated as protein SPA1-RELATED 2-like. The transcript has 8 exons. Gene Ontology annotation, biological process: photomorphogenesis. The record is from RefSeq and is a predicted model, not a curated record. Gene Ontology annotation, molecular function: protein binding. The coding region runs from base 404 to 3187 and encodes 927 amino acids. NCBI's taxonomy places the organism in Eukaryota, Viridiplantae, Streptophyta, Magnoliopsida, Asterales, Asteraceae.